Molecule: messenger RNA, 6542 nt
Organism: Exaiptasia diaphana
Lineage: Eukaryota; Metazoa; Cnidaria; Anthozoa; Actiniaria; Aiptasiidae
Product: rho guanine nucleotide exchange factor 12
Exons: 68
Coding region: 350-5728 (1792 amino acids)
Biological process (GO): G protein-coupled receptor signaling pathway
Cellular component (GO): cytoplasm
Molecular function (GO): G protein-coupled receptor binding; guanyl-nucleotide exchange factor activity
Source: RefSeq, a predicted model, not a curated record
GGACAAGGCAAGCGCCAUAUUGGUUUUGGGUCUACAUCCUCUCACAGAUAAUUUAUCCUGUUUGGUAAUAGGUGCACACUUUGUACUUAGUAUUGGUCGUGUUUUCGAGAGGAGACAGGCUGUCGUUGCUGCAUAUUUUUGCGUUGGAGACCAUCUCCUCAUUAUUUGUGGUGGCGAGUGCUUGGUUUAUUGGCUGUUUUUUGUUCAGAUAAUUAGUUGCCCUCGAAAAUUGUCARCGAUCAGAUGACUUGAUGACUUGGCUCUAGUAUGGAGGCUAUGAAGGCCAAGUAUUCUCUUGCUUCUACACAGAACGGGUGACAAACAGUGGUUAAACGUUUAAGUACARUUUAUGAAAGAGUCCUCGAUGGAUUCAAACCCUUCUGAUCUCCAGCACCAAGGUCAACAUUUGAUACAACGUUGCGUGAUUGUCCAGCGUGAUGAGAAAGGUUAUGGUCUUACUGUGACAGGAGAUAAUCCUGUCUAUGUACAGUCUGUGAAAGAUGAUGGUGCUGCCAAAAGAGCUGGAGUGCAGAUUGGUGAUAGGAUUAUGAAGGUCAAUGGUACAAUUGUAACUCACCUAAACCACAUUGAUGUUGUUGAACUCAUCAAAUCUGGUUCAUUUGUUGCCCUCACACUCCUUGGAAAGCCUCCAGCUCCUCCAUCAGGAUCCUCCUCUCCACCAMCAGACCAAGUAGCAUCUCAUCCUCCCCAAUCACCGACAAGAGACCACUGUAAAGAUGAAAAGACUAUGUCAGUUAAGCGUACAUUGGACCAAGAAAGGGCGUUUUAUGAGAAAACAAGAGAGGAAUACACCAAGAAGCCAUCUGAAAAAYUACAAAAGCUACUUGCUGAAUCCACCACUCGCAUCAAAGCAUUUGAGGCUGAAUUGGCUGCUUUAUGUGGGAGUAACAGAUAUGAACAGGCAUUGCAAUCUAAUAAUGGACCCUUAUCUGCACCUGCUGGAAGGACACACAAUGUUGGGCAAAUUCCACGGUCCCUUUCAGAGAGCGAAUGGCUUUCUAACAAAAACAACAUUACAAAUGGCAGUUUUGAAGGUGACAAGACUUUUCCUCUCAUCCAACCAGAUCACAGAGCUAAAAGUGACCUUGGGUCAAAAAUUGAUGGUAUUAAAAGUGCUAAGUCAUCUAAGUCCAGGACGCUUCCUGGGAGAUUACGCAAUAAACAAAAUCCUAUUUUUCCAGAGACUGGUCAGCUCAGACAACAUUCCAAUCCAGAGGCAUUUUUUCGUCCUGUCGGUGAAGAUAAUGCAAAAAGAAAAAAGUCAAAAGACAAGAAAUACAGCCUGGGUGAAUUAAUAUCUAAUGGAUUUACUCCUCCCUCRCCAUCAUUUCUCAGAAAGUCUUUCAACGAUAAGAGGUCACCACUUACGAUACCAAAUGCAUGGGGAGAGGCAGAUAAAAGAGCAAGUGGAAGUUCACCUACUCCAGACAUAGAACCAGCAGAGAAAAGAGAACGUAGUGGAUCAAGACUGUCAAAUGAAUCUAGUGAUAAUGUGUUUGUGAAUGACAAUAAAAUAAAACAAGAUACAAAGCCCAAGACACAGAUGCAAAUUCUUGGCCAGGAUGAUGAUGAAUUUCUUUCUGAUGAUGAAAAGUUUGGAGAGGAACAUGGACCAUUUAAUGAUCUGGAGCUUCUCAAAAAUAAACCUGCCCACUUAGCUGUCUUUCUGCAUUAUCUUAUCUCAAAUAGUGACCCAAGUAGCUUGUUUUUCUGGCUUGUCACAGACUCACAUAGAGAAGGCAAUUACAAGGAAAUGAGGAAAUGGUCUUACGAAAUUUAUUCCUCUUUCUUAGCUGACAAAGCACCACUCAAAGUUGACAUUGAUAAAGGAAUUGUUCAAGCUAUUGAGGCUACUCUAGGAAAGGAAUGUAGUGAAGAAACCUUGAGAGACCUAUUUGUACCUGCAAGUUCGGCUUGUACCAGUGAAAUCAAUGAACAACUGGCAGACUUUAGAAGCAAAAGGGCUCUUGGUCUGGGGAGUUUGUUUGGUGAUAAUCAGUUAGAAGAUGAAAAUAUGGAUAGAAAUAAAGAGAUGGAAGUUGUGGAACAUAUUCUUCUUCAUCACCUGGAAAAUUCAUUAAUGGAACUAAGUUCAUCACCUCCUAACAGUGCAGAAUAUGAUAGAAGCUCUGCCAUGGCAUCUGCUUUGACAACAUUUAUGAAGCAAGCUGGUUUACCAGUCAAGCCUGGUUCCAACCAUGCAAAUAUUUUAGAAAAAUGUUCAAGUUUUACUCAAAAAGAAGGAAAGUCAUUAUUUAAAAUUAAAACCAGCAAAAAGAUAAAAGGCCAUCAUGUAGUGAGUACCCACUAUACCAACAUUACCUUUUGUAACUACUGUGGGGGUCUACUGUGGGGAGUUGCUGAUCAAGGCUAUCAAUGCACUGUUUGUGAUUAUAAUGUUCACAAAGCAUGUUUUGAAUCAAUCGAAGAAACCUGUCCUGGGCCAAAAUCAAAACGAUCAAAGAAAGGAAAUGGGUCAGGAUCUACAAGAAGAACAGCUCUUCCAAAUAGAUCAGUAUCAAGUGCAGGAGAUGGACGCCAUGUAACAAACUAUCAAUUCAUCCCAGCCUAUAACCAACCAGUCAAAGACAAAGAUGGCGAUGUUAAUGAUGAAUCCAGAGAAGUAGAGGUCACAACAGAUGAGAAUUUGCCUCCAAGAAAAGAAAACAGAUUAUAUCCCAAAAGUGAAGAUGGUGGUGACAUUGAAUCUUGCUCUGAAGGAGAUGAUAGGCCUAUGUCAUCACCAGAGGAAAUGAUUAUCCCUCCUGCAUCAGCCAACACUGUCAAGAAAAGUAAUCAUGAACUGUUCGCUUCAAGGAAAUUCGUCAUAAGAUCAGAGAGUGUAAAAACACCAAAAGAAAUAGCUCGCAAGAAACCUAUUGUGUCAGGAGGUAUCAUGAAUAGAUCAAGAAAGUCAGUUGCUGGUGGAGACUUCUUUAACAGAGAUAAUGAUUUAGAUGCUCUUUGUGUUGCAAGGGGUAAUGACUCACCAACAUUAGCACUGGAUGCUGUCUCAGAAGAUGCUCAACGUGUACGCUCACGUUCUGCUACCUUUCCUUUAAUAGAAGAAGAAUUCGACUCCGAUAUGGAAGCAGAYUCACAACCACCAUGGCAAAAUAUUGUAGAUAAGAAGAUUUUAAAGAAACUUAAACAAAAGGAAAUAAAAAGACAAGAAGUCAUCCAUGAACUUAUACACACCGAAAAAACUCAUGUUAGAAACCUUAAAGUAUUAGAUAAAGUAUUUUAUAGACCUAUGAAGAAGAUGAACAUUUGGCCAUAUGAUAUGAUCAAGUUAUUAUUUCCCAAUUUAGAUGAACUUAUUCAGAUACAUGUGUCGCUCCUCCAAGCCAUGAAAAAAAGAGAGCUAGAAUCAGAGGUCAUCUCUCGUAUAGGGGACAUUAUGCUAGACAGGUUUGAAGGUGAAGCGGGGGAAAGAGCACGCGAAACUUGUGCAACAUUCUGCAAUAAUCAAAAAUAUGCCCUGGACCAACUAAAGCAACGAAAGUCAAAAGAUCCAAAGCUUGCACAAUUUAUCACAAACUGUGAAUUAAACCCGCUUUGUCGAAGACUAAAACUCAAUGAAAUAAUCUCAACCAGUUAUCAGCGACUUACAAAGUAUCCUUUAUUGCUGGAAGGCAUCAGCAGAAAUACGCCAAGCUCAUUAGAAGAUAGUAAAGAAAUUGAAAGAGCAAUAACGUGUACCAAGGAUCUUCUCGCCUGGGUCAAUCAAAGUGUAAAAGAAUGUGAAAAUCACCAGAGGUUAAUCGAAUUUCAAAAAAAGAUCGACAAACGUCAGAUAGAUAAUAUGUCUGAAAAGUUUGACGAGUUCAAGCAACUUGAUCUCACCAAGAAAAAACUCGUAUAUGAUGGUCCUUUGACUUGGAGAAUCAGCAGUAAGAAAUUGAUAGAUCUUCACGUUUUAUUGCUGGAGGACAUGUUAAUCCUAUUGCAGAAACAGGAUGACAAACUAAUCCUGAAAUGUCAUAGUACCAAUAUAUCAAACUAUCAAGAAAAGACAGAAAAGCAAACUCAUAGUCCAAUUCUCAAACUGAAUAAUCUUUUAACAAGAAACGUUGCAACAGAUAAAAAAGCGUUUUUCCUCGUCGGUACAUCGACGGCAGGACCACAGAUAUACGAACUGGUAGCAGCGACAAUGACUGAACGAAAAUGUUGGUAUAAGCACGUCACUGACACGAUAGAAGCUUUCAGAUGUAGAGACCGAGGUCGAAGAGGUGGAGUCUCUGUAGCAGGGGUAACACCACGUGGACCCGAGCCCUCUCUGAAACGACGUGGUGGCAUUCCUCCCCCAGGAAUCUCCAUGGCUCCCCCUCCCCCUACAGUGCAAGAAAAUGGAAAAAGCAAUGAAGAGGAGGAGGACGAAGAACACAAAGAAGACGAAGAGGAAGAUUCCACAGAGUCUGUUCAAGAGAGCAAAACCACGAGCUCAACUAGAGAGAUGGAGGAUUCAGUUGUUGUGAUCCCUGUAGAUUCUCUUCCACAUCCUGAACCUGAAACCGAAACAGAGACCGAAACUGAAACGGGAGAAGAUCAAGAAAGUGAGAACGAACCACUGCCMCCACCACCACCACCACUAGAGUCUGUUACAGAUAGCGAGCCGCUUCCUCCACCUCCGCAGAUAAGAGCAAGUCGACCUUCCCCUCCCCCCAUAUCUGUCGUGCCACCUCUCUCCUCUCUAUACGACAAGACAUUUGUUGCUGACCUUACAAAUGAAGAAAGCGUCGAUGAAAAGUCUCCCACGCAGACGAGUGUGAUAAGUGCAUUUUCAGAAUCUGGCUCGUCGUCAAGUUCGUCGACGGAAACUAUGAAGAAUACAAAAUCGUACGGUCAUUGCUCUAUUGAUGAUCACGACGAUAGCAGUCUGUCAAAUCGAUCUUCGCUAGUAUUGAUAGCAGAACAGCUACGGGGGAAAGACGAAGAACUCAAGCGAACAUUGGAGGAUAAGGCGAGAAUCGUUGCCGAAUUGCGGGGUGCUGGAAUGACGUCUGGAUAUUCAUCAGCAGGCGAGAGUCACGUGAAUGGGGAUCAGAUGGAAGCCAGGGAUUUGAUCUUGGCAGCAAUUCUACAAGCGAAUCGAUUAACAGUGGCUGUGAGUGAUAUUCUCAGUCCUGGACCUGGUGAGGAGGAUAUAACGAGAUCGAUGUCUACCAUGUCAUUAGACAGAGCUAUACAUGAUGGGGAUGUUUCGCCACAGCAACAACUGGUUUUGUCGACGUCUAUACUAAACGAACAAUUAACGGCCCUUUUGGGAAUCAUAACAGAGCGAGAUAUGGCGAGAGAAAGCUUACGGUGCGAUUUACAAUAUGCAAAUACUCAAAUACAACGGUUAAAGCAAGGACGUUCCUCAUCGCGGCGGACACGUGACUCAGGGAGUUCAAGUAUGAUAUCCUCUCAUGAUGAAUAUUCUAACUUUCGGUCAGUGGAUUCUCAUCGAAUUAGCUCCCCAACUUCCUCGAUGGCUGAUAUCGACUCAGAUUACGCGCCUUUGUCWGAAGCAAGUGCAAGUGAUUGGUUGUCAGAAGAUAACAUGGAUGUAGGGAGAUCAGCGUCUUUCAGCUACCGAGAYAGAAAUUCAUUUGCUACAAGUGGUUACCGAUCGUCAACAGCCUCCUCGCAUCUUUCACGACAUAGGUAUCCCGCAAACAAGACUUACUGGAGUGACGACCCUGAUUACGAGUCUCAGUUCUAAGAUCACGUUGCUGGGCCCGAACAAGAAGUAUCACUAAUUAUUCUUUGCGUUGUAUUUAUUUUAGCCAARUAUCAGCUUGUGUCAAUGAGUAAAAUAUGCCUUGCAAUGACAUAACAAUAGUAUAUAUAUCAACCUUGUAAGUUGGCAUCUUCUGUUCUGGUUAAAACAGAAGCUGUCUGCGGAUGAGGCAAGUGCACUGAAGGUUUUCAAACCAGUUUUGAUUGAGCAACUUAUGCCUUCAAUGAAUCCUGUUUUGCUCAAAUGAUAAUCAUCGACAUUUCAUUAAUAUCUCAUCAUUUUGUACGCCACCCAUUAAAUUAUCCAUAUUUUAAACUGGAAUAAUUCCAAUGAAUAUUUUUACAAACUCGGUAGCUUAUAAGAAAAUAGUUCCUUUUGAGGUCACAAAUGCCAACGAGAUUUUGAAAGGAAAMUAAGAAACGUUUUAAUAUAAAAUUUUUGCCAAGGUUUACAAAGUGAAGUAAAAAUUUAAUUUCUCGCUUUUUCAAACAGUGACGUCUCCGAUUUUCUUGCCAUGAAAAAAAAAACAUUCUUAUUGGCUAUUGAAUAAAUUUAUAAAAUUAUGAGUUAAAUUUGCAGUUGAGUACGAAUUCUUACUGCUUAAUAAGGGAAUCUACCUAAAUUUUUGUAAAUAAACGUUUUGUGUAAAUUAGACGAAUUUUAAUAUUCAUAGGUAUUAUUAUUAUUAUUAUUAUUAUCCCUUUGCGAUAAUUCUAUUGUACAAUCUAGCUAGAAGAUAUAUUGUAAGAAUCAGUAAGGCUCAAAAGAUUUCAUAUUAAAAAAUUUCCAAAGCUUA